Abrus precatorius (Indian licorice) is the source of this 2373-nucleotide messenger RNA. Its product is annotated as microtubule-associated protein 70-2-like. Gene Ontology annotation, biological process: cytoskeleton organization. The transcript is spliced from 11 exons. Lineage: Eukaryota; Viridiplantae; Streptophyta; Magnoliopsida; Fabales; Fabaceae. The record is from RefSeq and is a predicted model, not a curated record. The coding region runs from base 233 to 1993 and encodes 586 amino acids. Gene Ontology annotation, molecular function: microtubule binding.
CACACUCACUGCCUCAUCAUCUCUAAUUUAUAAACCAAACACUGCCUUCUCCUUAAUAUUAAUGUUCACACUCAACACCACAGCUACAACAAACUAACACAACAACAACAGUUACACACGCACGCGCACACACAUUCUCUCUCUCUCUCUCUCUCUCUCUCUAUGGUCUGGAUUUUGAAAUUGUUUUUAGGGUUAUUGUAUUGUAUGAGGUGAGAGCAUUAACAGAUCUCCGAUGGCGAGCACCCACAUUGGGAGCGUCGGUGACUCCGACGCCAAACACACCAAAACUCGCCCCAAGAAACCCUCCGACGACUUCAUCACUCUCUUCCAUGGCUCCGAUCCGGUCCGCGUCGAGCUCACGCGCCUCCAAAAUGAACUCCGAGAGAAAGACAGAGAGCUUGGGGAGGCUCUUGCGGAGAUUAAGUCCUUGAGGAACUCUGAGCGUCUUAAGGAAAAGGGGGUUGAAGAGCUAACAGAUGAGCUGAACAAGGUGGAUGAAAAGCUAAAAGCAGCUGAAGCUCUUCUGGAAAGUAAGAACCUUGAAAUAAAAAAAAUCAAUGACGAGAAAAAGGCAGCAUUGGCUGCUCAAUUUGCUGCUGAAGCCACACUUAGAAGAGUUCAUGCUGCUCAGAAAGACGAUGAAAUGCCUCCUAUUGAAGCUAUUAUAGCACCCCUGGAGGCAGAGCUCAAGCUUGCUAGGAUGGAGGUGGCGAAGUUGCAAGAUGACAACAGAGCCCUAGAUCGGCUAACCAAAUCUAAGGAGGCUGCACUUCUUGAGGCUGAGAGAACUGUUCAUAUUGCUUUGGUCAAAGCAUCCUUGGUUGAUGAUCUGCAAAACAAAAAUCAAGAGUUAAUGAAACAGAUUGAAAUAUGCCAGGAGGAGAACAAAAUCCUGGACAAAAUGCUUCGGCAAAAGGUUGCUGAGGUUGAAAAGCUAACCCAAACUGUUCGUGAGCUUGAAGAGGCUGUCUUGGCUGGUGGGGCUGCUGCUAAUGCUGUCCGUGAUUACCAGCGUAAAGUGCAAGAGAUGAAUGAGGAAAGGAAAGUUUUGGAGCGGGAAGUAGCUCGUGCCAAAGUUACUGCAAACAGGGUUGCGACUGUAGUUGCAAAUGAGUGGAAAGAUGCUAAUGAUAAAGUGAUGCCCGUAAAGCAGUGGCUAGAAGAAAGAAAAUUUUUUCAGGGUGAAAUGCAACAAUUACGUGAUAAAUUGGCUAUAGUUGAGCGCACGGCAAAAGCAGAAGCACAAAUGAAGGAAAAAUAUCAGUUACGCUUCAAAGUUUUGGAAGAGAGGAUUAAGGCAUCUAAUGGUAAUUCCAAAUUCACAGCAUCAGAUGGAAGAAACAUUGUCAGUGGGCCUUCACGGCGUCAGUCUUUUGGUGGAGCUGAGAGUUUCUCCGCAUCCUCUUCCAAUGGAUAUCUCGCAAGGAAAAACUCAAUUUCAAAAUCAGGGUCUCUAAGAUCAAAUAGUGCUAAUGUGUUACUAAAGCAUGCCAAACUUUCAUCUAGAUCAUUUGAUGGUGGUAGUAGAAACCUGGAGAAAGAGAGACAGACUUCAAAUGCAAAUGGACUAGAUAACAUGUCAACCAACACCAAUGAUCAGGCCAUCACUAGUGAGACAAUUACUGCACAUGAGAGUGCAAAUGGUGCUCCAAUUGAAAAACCAAAAGCAGAAAAUGAGGACUGUGUUUCAGGAAUGCUGUAUGACAUGUUGCAAAAAGAGGUUAUAUCCCUGAGGAAAGCUUGUCAUGAAAAAGAUCAGACUCUUAAAGACAAGGAUGAUGCGAUAGAGAUGUUGGCAAAGAAGGUUGAUACGUUGAACAAAGCUAUGGAAGUUGAGGCCAAAAAAAUGCGUAGAGAAGUAGCUUCCAUGGAAAAGGAGGUUGCUGCUAUGCGGGUUAGCAAGGAACCUGAUCGCAGGGCUCGGCGAGCAAGUGCUCCUAGGGGAGCUGUAAAUUCCCAGCCAAUUUUUACCAGGAGUGCGCGUAACUUCUAGGGAAAUUCAUUUGGCCGUGUUUGUGAUCCUGUGAAAGGAUGACCAGACAAACAGGUAUCUCUUUGAAUUCUUCCCCCUGUGCUGAAUAGAGUUGUUGACUUAUUAUUUUUAUUCUCUUCUUUCUAUCUCCUGUAUGUAAAGCUGUUUAGCUGUCUCGGCCAGGGGUAGUGUGUAAAGACGGGACCUUGUGUUUUGCAGGGAAUCCAUGUCUUGUAUAUUUUUUUGUAUACCAUCUUCAAAAAGGAAACUUAGAAUUAGUGGUUCCAUGUGAUUUGUGCAAGUAUCUGAAUAUGGCUUCCUCAAAGUUAGUUCAAAAUACAAAGUGUCAAGCUUGUGCUGCACCUAAUCUGGAUUUUGAUUCUGCUCUAAAAUGGAUUGAA